AUGUUCAAUUCCCAGUGGACGUUGUCAAGUUUAUCACCAUUAUUGUCAGCUGUUUUAAAUUUAUCGGAAAUACUACAUCAACAACUACUACUACUACUGAUAAUAAUAAUACUGGUAGUGCUACGACUUUUAUUAAUAUCAUUGAUUUUAAUUCAUUAUUAUUUUAGUCAUUCAUCUCAUUGUUAUCUCACUGGUAUCUUUGAGUGGUUUAACAACUAUCUACCCUCAUCACAUUCACUCACUUCCCCUUUUUCUUAUUUCGUGGAGUUAAUAUCACUGCCAUCCUCAGCACUGACAUCCUCGUUGUUACUAUCACUGUCAUGGAUAUUCUGCAUAUUGUUUGGUGCUUUAAGUAUAUGGUUGUGGAAAUCAGUAUGUUACCUCAGUACACGAUUAUAUCAUCAGAAGGAUAUACUACUAUUUUUCGGAAACAGUAUUAAUGAUAUUCGUAAUUAUAGAAUUUACAGUAAAAUAAAUGUCAUACUACUUACAUUGCACACUGAUUCAAUCAUUUUCAUAUAUAAUCUUAUCAGUGGAUGGAAUUCAAGCGAUACGUUGAAGAGUAUAAUUAAAACAUCAAAAAGACUUACACAACGUAAACGUUUAAGUCAUGGAAUGAGUACAUUAUUCACUAUAUACUUUGGAUUAUUUAUUUAUUUAGAACUGUAUGGAAUUGAUUAUGCUGAAAGUAGACCGAUUUCAACCGAAAACGAACGCAGAUAUGGUAAUUUAGAUUUACAUCCGGCUAAAUCAUCACAACAAAAGACACCAAAAGUGGUUAUGCCACCAUAUGACCUUGGGUUUAAAGGUCAAAAAACAGACGAACUGAACAAAGUAAAAUUAUAUCCACCGUUAUCAUCAUCAUUAUCGUAUCCUACAUUUUUGAGUGAUUUUAAUGACAAUUUCGAUCAAAUGAAAGGUUUUCAGUCAGAUGAAACAUAUGUAAGAGAUUCUCAAACACAGCAGCAGCAAAGAAAACAACGCUAUCAGAGACUAAGUCGUGAUAAUUUUAACUCACAAGAAGAGACCGACAAUGAUGAUGAGGACAGUGCUGUCGAAUUUUUCAAUACACGUUUGAUGUAUGAUUCGAAGUUGUCUCAAUCUAAUCAUCUUAACAAGAAUAGUGUAAGAUCAUACGGACAAUCUCCAUCGGUAUCAUCAUCAAUACCGUCAUUAACAGAAAGAGAGACAAAUGAACGACUUGACUAUAGAAGAGUAAACCUUGCACCUUCUAAAUCAACAAUACAAAAACAGAUAUCGUACUCCCCAUAUAAUCCAUAUACAAGAAUGAAUAAUUAUCAAGAAUCGCUUUAUAUACCUGACCAACAAACUAUGUAUGAAAUGAAUACUCAACAGUACCCCCGCGAACAAGAGAAGACAUGGACCAGAAAGGAUAAUAAUAAUAAUAAGCCAUAUCAACGUCAUGAAUUAUAUGAUGGUUAUACAGCUCAUAUGAAUCGUGAAAAUCCGUCUAGUUGGUUUCCUUUUCCUAAUUAUCAAACCAAUAAUAAUAAUCCAUUGAACAAUAGACCAUUAUAUUCACAACAGUCAAAAAUACAACACCAACACCAACCAUCUUCAAGUUUAAAUAGUUACUCAUAUUAUAGCACUCCAACCAAAAAUAUUGAUAGUAAUAAUAACGUUAAUAAACGUAAUCCAUUUUCAUAUUUUCCUGAGAUUUCGGAUAUUCAAUUAUCUCAUCUAAUUUAUCAGUACCAAAUGGAAUUAUUACGUCGACAAUCUGGACGUUUACCCGAUAUUGAUUAUCAAAUGGAGCAUAAUUACUAUGGUCAACCGGCUGAAUCGUCUUCACACCAUUUACCUAAUUAUCAUCCACAGGAUUAUGGACUACACUUGUCCGGAGUAAAAAAUCACGAUAAAGUUAUUCGAAAAUUCAAUAAUUUAGCUAAUCAACGAUUAAUGGCUGGUGUUGAUGAAUUUUUCGACGAACUGGAUCAUAAUAGAGACGGAGUAAUUACGUUAGAUGAACUUAGUAAUUAUUUAUUACUGCACGAAAUCCACUUCGCACAUUGA
Molecule: messenger RNA, 2034 nt
Organism: Schistosoma intercalatum
Lineage: Eukaryota; Metazoa; Platyhelminthes; Trematoda; Strigeidida; Schistosomatidae
Source: the annotation of a GenBank genome assembly